ACUGAAUCGUUUUAUGACACGAGACGGUGAAAGGACCGCUGUGCGUAUCGUCCAAGCUUUACGGUAGCAUAUUAAAAAGAGGAAAUUCAGAAAGCUCCAGGCAGCCAGUCGGGAAAGCUGGACUGAGAUGAAAUGAUGCCUGUAGGUCGGGCUCUUUAGCACACUGAGUGUGUUUAGGGUGGACUGCGACCCACGUCUCACACGUACGAGACUGUCUGCCAUCGGCAGCUUUAUCCCUCUUCAAAGAAUCUUUAAGGAUGGGACUAAUUUCACUGCAGCGCUGAAUGUUUAGUGUCGCUUAAAAGGAACGCUUUUUGCAAAUCGCGUCGCGUGUUGCCGCGUUUCUGAGCGCUUGACGACCGAACUGUAACUUGAAAUCGUGACCAGCGAUAUUCGUCAAUGAAACGCGUUUGCGGCUACAACGUUGCAGCAAGCCUCGGGAGGUCCUGCGUGCUCAGUUGGUCUUAAAGGAGCAGCCAAAGCAGCACGCGAGGGUAAAAUGACUAUGUCCGUCCCAGAGAACAUAUCGGGGUCCGGGGGGAAAGAGGAGGAGAGUGAAGAUGAGAGUGAAAUCUUGGAGGAAAGCCCCUGCGGCCGCUGGCAGAAGCGACGGGAGCAGGUCAGUCAGGGAAAUGUCCCAGGCAUUGAGAGUGCGUACUUGGCCAUGGACACCGAAGAGGGGGUGGAGGUGGUGUGGAACGAAGUGCAGUUUUCAGACAAGAAGGUUUUCAAGUCCUUUGAGGAGCGGAUAAGGGAGAUGUUUGAGAACCUGAUGCAGGUGGAGCAUCCGAACAUUGUGAAGUUUCACAAGUACUGGUUGGACAUGAGAGAGAGCAGGGCUAGGGUGAUUUUUAUCACUGAAUAUAUGUCAUCUGGAAGUCUCAAGCAGUUUUUGAAGAAGACCAAGAAAAACCACAAAACUAUGAAUGUGAAGGCAUGGAAGCGUUGGUGCACACAGAUACUCUCUGCACUCAGUUACUUGCAUUCAUGUGAUCCACCCAUUAUCCACGGUAACCUGACCUGUGACACCAUCUUUAUCCAGCACAAUGGCCUCAUAAAGAUCGGCUCAGUUUGGCACAGGCUGUUUGUUAAUGUGUUUGCUGAGGCCAUUCAUGGGAAUGUGCAUCAGCAUCGAGAUGAGGUGCGCAACCAGCAUUUCUUUGCUCCAGAGUACGGCAUUGCUGCAGAUGACUAUGCCAUAGAUAUAUUUUCAUUUGGCAUCUGUGCCUUGGAGAUGGCAGUACUAGAAAUCCAGGCCAAUGGAGACACUGCUGUUUCGAAAGAGGCUAUUGAUCAUGCUGGACAAUCACUUGAGGACCCUCUCAUGAGGGAAUUUAUCCAGUCGUGUGUGCGCACAGAAGCCAAGACGAGACCUACAGCUCAUGACCUGCUGUUCCACAGAGUGUUAUUUGAGGUCCACUCCUUAAAACUGCUUGCGGCGCACUGCUUUAUCAAUAACCAGUAUCUCCUUCCUGAGAAUUGUGUGGAAGAGAAAACGAAAUCUUUUGACCCUAACGGCAUUAUGGCAGAGAUUAAUCACCGUGACCGACCUGGAGUCCAUCUAAAGUACUCUCACGUUUCUCCUCUGGAGCUUGAUAAAUUCCUUGAGGAUGUGAAGAACGGCAUAUAUCCCCUCAUGAACUUUGCUUCCCAGCGGCCGCAUCCUAUCCCCCGCGCUCUUUCUUUGUCACAGGAACAGAUGGAGACUGUGAAGACCCCAACCCCAGAACCACAGGAGACUGAAACCAGAAAGGUUGUCCAGAUCCACUGUAAUUUGGAAGCGAAUGAGGAAGGCACGAGAAGUCAUCUCUCGCUCUUUUUAAAAAUGGAUGACAGGCUGCACCGGCAGCUUAGCUGUGAUGUUUUGCCUUCUGACAGUCCCAAAGAUUUGGCUAGCGAGUUGGUUCACCAUGCUUUUAUCAGUGAGGAAGACUGCGAGAAGUUGGCGUGUUUUCUUGAGGAUGCAUUAUGUAAGCACUGGUCAGGGACGUCCACCUCCCCUACUGCCAUGGCUGUGAUGUACUAGGUCCAGCUGGUCGCAUAGACAAACAGAGAUUAAAGACUGGGCCAGAGCAUGAGGAAAAAGAUAUGGCGAGACAUCUGGAAGAGGGAAAUGAGACCAAAAUCGCAACAUUACAUAAAGAAGGUCAUGACAGGAUGGCUUCAGAAUAAGAUGGGCCUGGGAAGGAAAGCUUGCACCAUACCGUAUGGUACCUGCACAAACUCCAAAGAGCUCAAACUGUUCAUUUUGAUCUUGAAGGCUGAAUUACUGCUAUCAUCUCACCAUGACGAACGUUUCCAUCACUUGCAGAGGUUCUGCUUCAGUGCCAGAAUUUUUUUUUUUUUUUUUUUUUAAGAGUUUAAAGGGUUUUUUUCAUCCCUCCAAGUCAUUGUGCCUACAUGGCAUAAUCUAUCCUCAUCUCGCAAAGGACAAAAUCUCAAACAGACAGUUUUGUUCCAGAUAAAUGUGUUAUUUAUUAUUUUAAACAAUUAAUACAUGGUCUUGGUAUACAUGUUUAAACGUUCAAGCAAGGAUGUGCGUUAAAAUGUUUGAGUCUACAUUUCUAAAUUAUCUUUUUCUGUAUGCUUUUACAAGCUGAUGUUAAGCAAACGAAUGUAAGGUACUAUGACAAAAGUGCUCUUGGCACCUAUUAUACUAAUAUAUUUCUAUUUCUUUUUUUAAACUUAAUUUCUUGCUCUUAAUCUUGAAUUUUUAAUCUUAAUCUGUUAUGUUUAUGUUGACCUCAAUUUCUUUUUUUCAUGCAUAUGGUAACUUUGCAGAUGUUUGUAAACAGUGGCAAUGGCUGUUUUCUUAAGUAGUACGUUACCAUUCAAACAUUUUAGAUCAGUAAGAUUUUGGGGAUUUUUGUAAGAAAUUAAUUAUUUUAUCCAACAAGGGGAUCAUUAAGUUUAUUAAAAAUGACAGUAAAACUUUUACAUUGGUAUGAAACAAUCUGGUUUUAUUAAAUGCUGUUCUUUUAAACUUUCUAUUAACCGUAGAAGUUUGAAGAAAUGUUUAUAUUUUGUGGUCUCCACAAAUAUUAAGCAGCAUUUUGUUUUUACAAUAUUACGGUUUUACUGUAUUUUUGAUAAACCUCUUUCAAAAAAUAUUUUACAAAAUCUUUCUGACCUCAAAUACACAUCUGAUAAUUUCUCAAUUUUAAGCAAUAAAGCAGAAUAGCACUUCGUCUAGAUGUCUUUUACCAAGAAAAAAGCUGAACUAAAGUCUUUAAAUUUCAGUUAAACGUUUGCUUUUAUUCAUUUAGCAGAAAUAUGUAACCAAAGCAAAUGAUGCAAAUACAAACAAUUUAUCAUAAGAGCCUUUUGAGCAGCUAAUGACACAGGGGUCCUGUUCAUGAGUUUAACAAUGUUGACAUGGGAUUUUUUUAUUUGCCUUUUAAAUGUGAAUAUGACCUGAUCCUAGAUCAGUUGACUGCUCAGAGCUAUUUAACACAUUUGGGCCAGGUUUACUUUUAAUUCUUUCUUUGUCCCUUACACUAAUUAAUGCGUAGCGAUAGCACACAAUAAACUGACUGUUGACUAAAUCAUAAGAAACAAUGGUUUACUUUAAGAAAUCCCUCCAUUGGGUAAGAAGGGCUUUUAUUCUGUUUGGCAUUUACAUUUUACCACAGUAUGUGUAUAUUUUAUGUCAUAUAAAAUGAUUCAUACACUACUUCGUAUGUAUUCCAUAUGGGAGAACUUGAAUCAUGUCAAGGCCAAAGACGUACUGGGUGCAAUGCUGGCAAGUCUGGGUACUACAUUGCAAAUAUAACAUCCUGUAUUUGACUGAUACUUGCAUAUUUACAACAGUAUUCAUUCUAUGAAAACAUCCGUGUUGCCAUGCCGUCCAAAGCAAUAGUAUCUGUUUUAGGGAUGCUUUCAGUACUGUAUUCUCCAAUGGCUUUGACUUCCCAAUAUUACUUAAAAACAUGUGCAUGUCAGGAAAGGAAUGCUUUUACAGAAUUGUUAGUUUUUGUUAUAUUGGCAUGGUAGUAAAAUGGAUGUAUUGCAGCUUCAGAAAAAAUAUUACAAGGGAUCUCCAUUUAUUCUUGCAAAUUGAAAUAAUUCAGAAAAAAAGUCACCAUCCUCCCAUGCAGUGUUAUGAGACUCCAAUGUCUUGCAAUGUAAUAAAUUUGUACGUAGAUACAAGAGACAUGAAUGUACAGUGAGUAAUAAUUUUAAUAUACUCUUCCUCAUUCCUGGUGUCAUUUCUCAUCUUAAUCGAAUGCAUUAACCAGACUUUGGGCAGUUUUAUUUUAUUUUUAUUUGUGUUGAAAUUGUAUACUGUGACAUGAAAUACUAUUACAUUAAAAUAAAAAAUUAACAAUUUAA
Molecule: messenger RNA, 4332 nt
Organism: Puntigrus tetrazona (Sumatra barb)
Lineage: Eukaryota; Metazoa; Chordata; Actinopteri; Cypriniformes; Cyprinidae
Gene: nrbp2a
Product: nuclear receptor binding protein 2a
Exons: 18
Coding region: 500-2026 (508 amino acids)
Biological process (GO): protein phosphorylation; intracellular signal transduction; endoplasmic reticulum to Golgi vesicle-mediated transport
Cellular component (GO): cytoplasm; endomembrane system
Molecular function (GO): protein serine/threonine kinase activity; ATP binding
Source: RefSeq, a predicted model, not a curated record